AUGAUGAGAGCGUCGAGAGUAAUGCUAAUCUAACUGAGGUCUGAGGUUUAUAUCGGGAAAGGACAAUCAUAUACAUACAUAAAUGAAUUUGAAUCCGCUAUUGCAUCUUUUGAGGAAGCCCUUAGGAUAAAAAGAAAAUUCUGCGAUGAAAGUUCUGAAAAAAUCGCUCAAAUCUUAGUUCUUCUAGGAAAUUCGCAGCGGUGUUUCGAUGAUUUAUCUUCUGGUCUUGCAACAUUUGAACAGGCUCUGGAAAUAAGGAAAAAACUGUAUGCUGAGAAGCCAAGCUCCAACGGGUAUCGAAAUGUAGUUGAUUGUUACUGUAUUAUUGGACUCGUGCAUAAUGUUCUUGGCAACAAAACUGAAUAUGUAAAAUGUUUUAAAACUGCACUUGAAGUGACCACGGAUUGCGAUCUGGAACGUUCACUUGAGCAUAGUCUUAUUUUUGUGGAACUUAUAAAUUGGAAGGUAGAUGAAAUCUUGUACAUGGAAUUGUUGGAAAGUAAUUUACCGGUGAUCAAGGGAAAUUUUAAGUGGUUAUUACCUAUACUGUAUUUGACAUUAGGUUCAAAACAAGUUGAGUUAGGAAAGCAUAAAGCUGGUCUAGCGUUCCUUCAAGAAGCUCUUGACAUUGACUUAGAGAUAACACUGAGAAGCGCCGUUGGUAAUCGGGAGUUGACGAUUGCAUGGUACAUUAAAAUGGUUGUAACUUUAGUUAAUAUUGAAAAGUUUAAUUCGGCGAGAAAGGCAAUUGAAAGAGCAAUCCAAGUAUCAGAAUCACUUCCUGAAUGUAAACAAUAUCUUUGGAUCUUUCGGUGUUUUAUGUGGAAGGGCCGCUUUCGAAACAAAAUGCGGGAAUAUAUUACAGCAAUUGAGUCCCUUAAACACGCACUUCUGCAACUUCCAAAAAUUUCUCAAAAAUCCUGUGAUAAAAUCGAAGUAUUUGAGUGUCAUAUAGCGAUAGCAACAGCUCAUAUCUAUGUUGGAUCUUAUAAAGAUGCGCUUACGUCGUUUUAUGACGCAUUGAACGUCAUUAAAG
Molecule: messenger RNA, 1036 nt
Organism: Paramuricea clavata
Lineage: Eukaryota; Metazoa; Cnidaria; Anthozoa; Malacalcyonacea; Plexauridae
Source: the annotation of a GenBank genome assembly